ACUGUGCGUUAAACAGUGCAUUGCGUGGAAUAUUGAAUCCAAACAAAGGAUCCGGUUUUGUGAAAUAUUAUGAGGUCUUUGGUUUAUUCAAAACGAUCAUCCAAGCUUACCAACGCCCCUCAUUCAUACACCAUACAUAAUCAUUUAUGAACCGUGUGCUAUUCAUUUUGUGGAAACACCUGAACGUACAUGGUUUUCGAAAAUAGUUUUUUGAAUAAAUCAUCGUACACACCACACCUGUGGUUGGAGUCUUCUCUUCUGCAGAUUGGAGGGACGAUUUUUAUUUUAAGUUAUCCCAGGUUUCAAGUUUUGUGAAUGCUGACAGGCUAACAAUCAUCAAAUAUAAUUUGGAUACAUACCAUCGGCAAUGUAUCCAGACAUGGGUGUGACGUAUACGAUUCUCUUCUUUUGGCUUGCGUUGAGUAUACAACAUAUAUUCUGCUUGUCAGAGUUUCAUGGCAUCCUAACGGAAGAAGAGCUUAUGACAUACACAAAGAAAACAAGUGUAAAAGAAUACGACAUCAUCUCACCGCGGAUUCACAAUGCGGCUUCGGUAAGGAAACGAAGCACAGAUUCAACCGAUCACAAUGAAGCACACAAAGUUACUUUCACUGCAUUCGACGAAGAGCAUCAUUUGACCCUUACGAAAAACCAUUGGCUCCUUAUGCCCGACCUAGAGGUGGAAUAUGUCCAACCAGAUGGAUCGAUCCGGAAAGAACCGGUUCAAUCAAGAGACUGUCAUUUCUUUGCUACCUCAAUCUCUCAUCAAGGAUCGACAGGAGCUCUAAGCACGUGCGGUGGAGUGAGAGGAGCACUUUCAGUUAAAGAUGAGAUGCUGUACAUAGAACCCCUCAAAGGGAGCCACACGAAGAGGAUGAAGAGGAGUGUGGGAGAUGAUAUCCAACCUCAUAUCAUCUAUAAACGAAGCGAUUCGGGUGAUGAACUUUUCUGCCCGGUGGGACAAUCCGCAGCAGCAAACGGUGCAUCAUCAGGGGAUAGUGGUGGAUCCAACGGCAAUGUGACCACCUACACGGGACCUUAUCUUGGCGCCAAGUUCAUGGAAAUAUACUACGUAGUAGACGGUCUUGUUUAUGAUGAACAUGGGAAUGAGACGGAGACAUAUGCAAUGACAGUACUUAACAUUAUGAGCAGGCGAUUCGCAGAUCCAAGUCUGGAUAUCAGUAUGAGGAUAUCAGUAGUUCGUUUUCUCAUCUCAACGACAACUACCCUGACGGCAAUGGACACCGCAGGAUCUCCUACUUCUGUGGCAACUUCGACAGACCCUGAAGCAACCCUAUCAAACUUCUGCAACUGGCAGGCUUCACAAAGUGUUGAUGACGAUACGAACCAAAAUGAUUGGGACCUCGCCAUUCUCUUCACAGGGCACGACCUACAGAGAGGAGGUUCUUCUAGUUCUGUGGGACUAGCAUAUGUUGGUACGACUUGCACAUUAAAUGCGAAGUGUGGUAUAAAUGAAAACAUUGGAUUUGCUUCAGGACUGGUCAUGGCACACGAAACAGGGCACUUACUUAGUUUAUCACAUGACGGUGAUCCAGAUUACGAAUCAUGCCCCACGGGCAGGAACAUCAUGUCUCCAUCACUCUCAUUAAGCAAUGGAGCUUUCGAAUGGUCAUCCUGUAGUUCUGAACACAUGAAAAUAUUCCUAAGUCAAUCAAGUAGUCAAUGUUUGGAUGAUGUACCAAGCUUUACACUGUCCCCCAUCGAUGAGUACCCUGGUGAGAUAUAUGAUCGAGACCAACAGUGUCAAUUCGCCAUGAAAAAUCCUGACGCACUUGGUUGUUCCAGUGAAUCUUGCACUGUCCUUUUUUGUAUGCUGCCGGGAGAAUCCUCGUGUACAAGCGCGAGCCAACCUGCUGAGGGCACUCCUUGCGGAUCGGGCAUGUGGUGCAUUAAUGCCGAAUGUGUCAACAGCACAUUAAACUAUACACUGCCUGUCGACGGCGGGUGGUCGGAGUACGGAAACCUCUCAGAUUGCUCAAGAACAUGUGGGACAGGGGUUCAAAUCAGGAGUCGUACCUGUACUAAUCCGAGCCCACAGUGGGGAGGAAUGCCUUGCAUCGGCGAUAGCCACCAAUAUAUACUUUGUAAUGAAGAGCUUUGUGAAACAUCUCAGGAUGACUUUCGCAAUGAGCAAUGCAGUGCAACAAACUCAAUCGCUGUGAAUGGACAACUUAGAACCUGGACAGACUAUCAAGAACCCUCAAACUGCAACUUACGUUGCAUAUCCAGGCCCUUGGUUGAUGAUAGACCUGGUGAUUUUUGUGAUGGCACGCAGUGUUGGUACGAUGAUGGGAAUGAUGUCAAAUCAACCAACCUAUGUAUAUCUGGACGCUGUGAGCGAUUCGGUUGCGAUGGAGUUCUGAAUUCUGGUCUUUUCUAUGAUGAUUGUCUUGUCUGCGGCGGUGAUGGCUCGUCUUGUAACUGUACAACUGGAUCAGUUACCACUGUAAUGAACAUUGGAGAGGCAGUCUAUGUGUCAAUACCAAUCGGAUCGACAAGCAUUACAGCAGAUACGUAUGGUUCAUUACAGUAUAUAGGACUCCGAGUGAAUGAGGACUUCAUUUUGGGGAUUAAUACUACUAACAUGAACUAUCUCACUAGCAAAGGGCGCUAUAGCAUCGGCAACAUGGUGAUCGAUUAUGAUUAUGAAAUUAAUAUUGAAUCACAUUUACAGUCACUCACAGAACCUUCAACAGAGAUUCUAGAUAUUUUAGUUUGGGCAGGAUCAUCCUCAAACCCAAUAAACUUCACUUAUAGGUAUUGCACCCCGGCUGCGAUACCGCCAACUCCUAUGAAUUCUAUGCCAGCUACACACUCAGUAAGUUCAACUCUAAUGAGCACGGCUUCUGAUACGCCGUCAUUUAUCAUGUCUUCAGCAACUUCUACAUCAGAAGCUUCUGUUUCCAUGAGUUCUAUGCUAGCAACAGACUCGAUAGUAAGUUCUAUUCCGACGGGCACAUUGUCUGAUUCAUCAUCAUUUAUCAUGUCUUCAGCAACUCCUACAUCAGAAGCUUCUGUUUCUAUGACUUCUAUGCCAGCAACAGACUCGAUAGUAAGUUCUACUCCGAUGGGCCCAGCGUCUGUUUCGUCAUUAUUUACCAUGUCUUCAGCAACUCCUACAUCAGAAGCUUCUGUUUCGAUGACUUCUAUGCCAGCAACAGACUCGAUAGUAAGUUCUACUCCGAUGGGCCCAGCGUCUGAUUCAUCAUCAUUUACCAUGUCUUCAGCAACUCCUACAUCAGAAGCUUCUGUUUCUAUGACUUCAAUGCCAGCAACAGACUCGAUAGUAAGUUCUGCUCCGAUGGGCCCAGCGUCUGAUUCAUCAUCAUUUACCAUGCUUUCAGCAACUCCUACAUCAGAAGCUUCUGUUUCUAUGACUUCAAUGCCAGCAACAGACUCGAUAGUAAGUUCUACGCCGAUGGGCCCAGCGUCUUAUUCAUCAUCAUUUACCAUGUCUUCAGCAACUCCUACAUCAGAAGCUUCUGUUUCUAUGACUUCUAUGCUAGCAACAGACUCGAUAGUAAGUUCUAUUCCGACAGGUCCAGCGUCUGAUUCAUCAUCAUUUACCAUGUCUUCAGCAACUCCUACAUCAGAAGCUUCUGUUUCUAUGACUUCAAUGCCAGCAACAGACUCGAUAGUAAGUUCUGCUCCGAUGGGCCCAGCGUCUGAUUCAUCAUCAUUUACCAUGCUUUCAGCAACUCCUACAUCAGAAGCUUCUGUUUCUAUGACUUCUAUGCUAGCAACAGACUCGAUAGUAAGUUCUACUCCGAUGGGCCCAGCGUCUGAUUCAUCAUCAUUUAUCAUGUCUUCAGCAACUCCUACAUCAGAAGCUUCUGUUUCUAUGACUUCAAUGCCAGCAACAGACUCGAUAGUAAGUUCUACUCCGAUGGGCCCAGCGUCUGAUUCAUCAUCAUUUACCAUGUCUUCAGCAACUCCUACAUCAGAAGCUUCUGUUUCUAUGACUUCAAUGCCAGCAACAGACUCGAUAGUAAGUUCUACGCCGAUGGGCCCAGCGUCUUAUUCAUCAUCAUUUACCAUGUCUUCAGCAACUCCUACAUCAGAAGCUUCUGUUUCUAUGACUUCUAUGCUAGCAACAGACUCGAUAGUAAGUUCUAUUCCGACAGGUCCAGCGUCUGAUUCAUCAUCAUUUACCAUGUCUUCAGCAACUCCUACAUCAGAAGCUUCUGUUUCUAUGACUUCAAUGCCAGCAACAGACUCGAUAGUAAGUUCUAUUCCGACGGGUCCAGCGUCUGAUUCAUCAUCAUUUAUCAUGUCUUCAGCAACUCCUACAUCAGAAGCUUCUGUUUCUAUUACUUCUAUGCCAGCAACAGACUCGAUAGUAAGUUCUACUCCGAUGGGCCCAGCGUCUGAUUCAUCAUCAUUUAUCAUGUCUUCAGCAACUCCUACAUCAAAAGCUUCUGUUUCUAUGACUUCUAUGCCAGCAACAGACUCGAUAGUAACUUCUACUCCGAUGGGCCCAGCGUCUGAUUCAUCAUCAUUUACCAUGUCUUCGGCAACUCCUACAUCAGAAGCUUCUGUUUCUAUGACUUCAAUGCCAGCAACAGACUCGAUAGUAAGUUCUACUCCAAUGGGCCCAGCGUCUGAUUCAUCAUCAUUUACCAUGUCUUCAGCAACUCCUACAUCAGAAGCUUCUGUUUCUAUGACUUCUAUGCUAGCAACAGACUCGAUAGUAAGUUCUAUUCCGACGGGUCCAGCGUCUGAUUCAUCAUCAUUUAUAAUGUCUUCAGCAACUCCUACAUCAGAAGCUUCUGUUUCUAUGACUUCUAUGCCAGCAACAGACUCGAUAGUAAGUUCUACUCCGAUGGGCCCAGCGUCUGUUUCAUCAUUUACCAUGUCUUCAGCAACUCCUGCAUUGGAAUCCUCUGUUUUUAUGACUAUGUCUGUUCCGGUAGUUACGGAUUCAAGUGCACCUGCGACCUCUGCUCCCGCCACACCUACACCAACUAUAUCAUCGAGUGAUGUAUCAACCAUGAGUUCUGUGACUCCAACAACUCCGACAGACCCAUGUACAUUAUCACCCUGUCAAAACGGAGGCACUUGCUCGUCAAAUGAUGGUGUUUAUCAAUGCACAUGUCCUGACACACACGAGGGAACCAACUGUGAAACAGAGAUCGAUCCAUGCACGUUAGCACCCUGUCUAAACGGAGGCACUUGCUCGUCAGAUAAUGGUGUGUAUCAAUGCACGUGUCCUGACACACACGAAGGAACUAACUGCGAAAUAGAGAUCGACCCAUGCACAUCAUCACCAUGUCAAAAUGGAGCCACUUGCUUGUCAAAUAAUGGUGUUUAUGAAUGCACAUGUCCUGACAUAUACAGCGGAACCAACUGCGAAACAGAGAUCGACCAAUGCUUAUCCUCUCCCUGUCAAAAUGGAGGCACUUGUUCGUCGAGCAAUGGUGUUUAUCUAUGCACGUGUCCUGACACACAUGAGGGGACCAACUGCGAAACGGAGAAGACUACCUGUGAUGUUGUUGGGUGUCCCUCAGGCGAAACAUGUACUAGCGAAUCUAACGUGUGUGAAUGUAGUGGGAAUACAGUAAGAAAUAACAACGGCGUGUGCAGAGCACCCCAAAGUGCCUUCACUAUACAAAUUGUGAUCGUAGCAUUCCAAACCAUCACAGACUUUCAAGACGUCGUCAACAAUCAGAAUUCGGCAACUUCUAUGGAAAUCAGACAGAGCCUUACUGUCAUCUUAUUUACAGUAUAUAGGAGACGGUAUGGGACGCUCUUCAUCGGCGUCAUCAUCCGAAGCUUUUCUCUCGGGAGCCUCGAAGUCGAGGCUGAUCUCAUGUUCGGUGAACCUGAAAACCCCACAGACACACAACAACCCCCAAACAAUCCCAUGGAAAUUGCCGAGGUAUUUACCAAUAGUCUCCAGAGCAUGGACAAUACAAGUACUACUGGCGAUUUUGUUGUGGAUUCAACAAGAACGACCGUUACUGAUACCGAUGAGUGUUCCAACAGUACAUUCAACGAUUGUAGCCAGUAUGCUGACUGCACAAACACGCUUGGUAGCUUUACAUGCGCAUGUCUGGAUGGCUUCCAAGACACAUCUCCUACUGAAGACCUUGGAAGACAAUGUGAAGAUUUCAACGAAUGUAGCAAUCCAAAGAUCUGUCCAGAGUUUGCUACUUGCAUGAACUCUCCUGGUAGUUUCUCGUGUACAUGCUUGCCUGGAUUCACUGGUGAUGGCGCUAGCUGCGCACCAGUGGAUGAAUCCGGCGUCCUUAGCGACGCAGAACUUGCAGGACUUGUAAUCGGGGGAGUGGUCAUCGUCUUCCUUGUCUUCAUCAUAAUCGUAACAUGCUUCAUAUUGAUUCGUCGAAUGAUGUUAAGGCGGACAAAAUCAGGGAAGUCUAUUAAUCGUCUUGGUCCACUCAACGGAGGGAGAGGUGCAGGGCCCUUCAUCAAUGGAUAUUACGGAGACGGUUAUCCGCUAGCAGACUACCCAUCCGAGAUGGAACUCGGACCCAUCAAUAAACCGGGAUAUCAUAAUGGUGCUUACUACCGAGAGCCCAACGAAAGAGAGGGAUUUAGUAGACCCUAUAUGACUGCAGGAGAAAAUGAACAAAUGCCACACUAUUGAUGUCACCAGCACGCUGGCGCUUCGAUUAAAUCAUUGCGAACACAAUGCGACAUCUUUGGGGAAGGGAGUAAGCAUUCUAUUUACGUUUUGUCGAGGAAACCAAGGGGAAAUAAUUAUUUAACAUGCCAUUUAUUAAGAAAUGUAUUAUACUCAUUAGGCGAUUCUUGGAGGAGAUGGAAAUGAAAUAUUUUCAGCAACUAAUGGUAAAGAAUCAUCAAGUCGAUUAAGUCUUUGGGAAUCACCGCGCUUGGUUAUAUAUUUCGUAUGAUUCUUCUGAAUGUAAUGCACUGUUAAAGAAAAUAUCCUUAAAAGAAAAUCCUUCUGCAGAGUCUCAGGAACACCUGUAAUCUUACCAGGUUACGUAAUAUUGAAUUGUAUCGUGUAAAAUUACUGGAAAUUGUUAUUGGUGUAUGGAAUCAUAAAAAAAAUCCUGAAAUAAAAACACCAUUUCCCCAUUUUUUAACAGACCUGUUCUGUUAAAUUGUAGAACAAUUCCUGCUUUAAGUAUUUACAGAAUGAUUAUGUUGUUGCUUUCUGCAAUAUCUUGUUUAUGUAAAAUCAGAGUUUUUUUAACAGUGUAGAGGUCAAUCACUCCUUAGAUUUAAAGAUUAUUUAAGUAUUGGAAUGUAAUAGUCAUAUUUAAUGGCUGGUGUUCUGAUUCACUUCGUUCAAUGUGGUGUUCCAUAAGGCUACAUUCUAGACUCGCUAUUAUUUCUGCUCUAUGCCAAUGACAUUUUUAAUACAUCCUCCAUAAUCAUCUUUGGUAUUACUCGCUGACAUUUAUUUUCUCCUAGAAAUCUCGCUGUUAUAUUGAAAUUCCAGUCCCUAUGUCUUUUGAAGACAUGUUUUUCAUUAGCUUUGCCCAUACCUGCCCGAUUCGUAUUUGUGGAAACUUUCAUCUUAAACACCUCAGACAAUUUAUUGCCUCUAAAUCUAUUAGACAUUAGCGACUACACAUUUGGAGUAAUCUUUCAGACAAUAUUAAAUCUUGUUCGACCAUAAUCCUUACAAGUAAUUCUUAGCAAAACUAUCAUACAUUUUAUGCAUCCCAUAGGCCUACUCCAAAUUAACAUAUUGCUCACAUAAUUGUUCGCGUUCAUUUUUAUUCUCAUUAUACUAAAUCGAUACUUGUAUCAGGGCAUAUAUUGCAGUGAUUAAUACUUAGUCACAAACAUUUUCAUGAGGUUGUCAUAAAUUUCCAACUCGAUCUCUCACGACAGUGUUCUCUUGCGAUCAUUGGGUAAUUUCAUUGAUUACGUUAUUCAAACAAUAGUAAUAUUCACAUCGUCUAUUGUGUAUUUGAUAACUACAUUCCUUAUAUUAUUGUGGGUUAUUUUGUAAACUGUGUAUGUUCAGAUAUUAUUUGUAUUGUGUAUGAUAUUUUGAGCGCAGAUGUUGCGGGAAA
Lytechinus variegatus (green sea urchin) is the source of this 8033-nucleotide messenger RNA. RefSeq names its product mucin-17-like. The coding region runs from base 368 to 6628 and encodes 2086 amino acids. The record is from RefSeq and is a predicted model, not a curated record. Gene Ontology annotation, biological process: extracellular matrix organization; proteolysis. The transcript is spliced from 29 exons. Gene Ontology annotation, cellular component: extracellular matrix. Lineage: Eukaryota; Metazoa; Echinodermata; Echinoidea; Temnopleuroida; Toxopneustidae. Gene Ontology annotation, molecular function: metalloendopeptidase activity; calcium ion binding.